This is a messenger RNA of Neomonachus schauinslandi (Hawaiian monk seal), 3517 nucleotides long. It is a transcript of the gene ZNF746, whose product is annotated as zinc finger protein 746. Gene Ontology annotation, biological process: regulation of DNA-templated transcription. Bases 47 to 1831 code for a protein of 594 amino acids. The record is from RefSeq and is a predicted model, not a curated record. NCBI's taxonomy places the organism in Eukaryota, Metazoa, Chordata, Mammalia, Carnivora, Phocidae. The transcript has 8 exons.
GCGGCGGCGGCGACUUCCUCCGGGCCGGGCCGGACAGUGCACGGCCAUGGCCGAGGCGGCCGCGGCUCCGAUCUCCCCGUGGACGAUGGCAGCCACAAUUCAGGCCAUGGAGAGGAAGAUUGAAUCGCAGGCUGCCCGCCUGCUUUCGCUAGAAGGGCGGACGGGGAUGGCCGAGAAGAAGCUGGCCGACUGCGAGAAGACGGCCGUGGAGUUCGGGAACCAGCUGGAGGGCAAGUGGGCCGUGCUGGGGACCCUGCUGCAGGAGUACGGGCUGCUGCAGAGGCGGCUGGAGAACAUGGAGAACCUGCUGAGGAACCGAAAUUUCUGGAUCCUGCGCCUGCCCCCAGGCAGCAAGGGGGAGGCCCCCAAGGAGUGGGGCAAGCUGGACGAGUGGCAGAAGGAGCUCUACAAGCAUGUGAUGCGGGGCAACUACGAGACGCUGGUGUCCCUGGACUACGCCAUCUCCAAGCCCGAGGUCCUCUCCCAGACUGAGCAGGGGAAGGAGCCAUGCAGCUGGCGUCGUACUGGCCCCAAGGUUCCAGAUGUUCCUGUGGACCCGAGUCCAGGCUCGGGGCCCCCAGUUCCUGCCCCUGACCUCUUAAUGCAGAUCAAGCAGGAGGGCGAGCUCCAGCUCCAGGAGCAGCAGGCUCUGGGGGUAGAGGCAUGGGCAGCCGGACAGCCAGAUAUCGGGGAGGAGCCGUGGGGCCUCAGCCAGCUGGACUCCGGAGCAGGAGACGUCUCUACAGAUGCUGCCUCUGGCGUCCACUCCAACUUUUCAACCACUCUCCCACCCACUUCCUGGCAGGCGGACCUCCCUCCCCACCAUCCUUCUUCAGCAUGCUCAGACGGGACACUGAAGCUCAACACAGCGGCCUCCACAGAAGAUGUAAAAAUUGUGAUAAAAACAGAAGUCCAGGAAGAGGAGGUGGUGGCCACACCGGUGCAUCCUACUGACCUAGAGGCUCAUGGGACCCUGUUUGGACCAGGCCAGGCCACAAGGUUUUUCCCUAGUCCAGUCCAGGAAGGAGCCUGGGAGAACCAGGGCAGCUCCUUUCCCAGCCAGGACCCCGUGCUGGGGCUGAGAGAGCCUGCCCGGCCUGAGCGGGACAUGGGUGAGCUCAGCCCGGCCGUGGCCCAGGAGGAGACCCCCCCCGGGGACUGGCUCUUUGGGGGGGUCCGGUGGGGCUGGAAUUUCAGGUGUAAACCCCCUGUGGGCCUGAACCCGAGGACUGGGCCCGAGGGGGUGCCCUACACCUCCCCUGAUAACGGAGAGGCCGUGCUGGACCCCACCCAGGCCCCGAGACCCUUCAGUGACCCCUGUAAAUACCCCGGCCGGACAAAAGGCUUCGGCCACAAGCCAGGCCUGAAGAAGCACCCCGCAGCCCCUCCCGGAGGGCGGCCCUUCACCUGCGCCACGUGCGGGAAGAGCUUCCAGCUGCAGGUCAGCCUGAGCGCGCACCAGCGCAGCUGCGGGCUGCCCGAGGGGCACACGGGCGAGCGGCCCUUCCCCUGCACCGAGUGCGAGAAGCGCUUCACCGAGCGCUCCAAGCUCAUCGACCACUACCGAACCCACACGGGCGUGCGGCCCUUCACCUGCACCGUCUGUGGCAAGAGCUUCAUCCGCAAGGACCACCUGCGCAAGCACCAGCGCAACCACGCGGCGGGGGCCAAGGGCCCGGCCCGCGGCCAGCCCCUCCCGCCCCUCCCGGCCGGCCCCCCGGACCCCUUCAAGAGCCCGGCCUCUAAAGGACCCUUGGCCUCCACAGACCUUGUGACCGACUGGACUUGUGGCCUGAGCGUCCUGGGACCCAGCGAUGGCGCGGACCUGUGAGCCCCCCCCCCCCCCCCCCGGGCGGGCCGGGGCGCCCGGCCCCCUCGCCCCCGCAGGCCGUGCGUGGCCGAAGUCCCACUUGUAGACGUCGGGGUGGUGGUGAAAGCGGAGGCCGGAACAGAGCCUGGGGGAAGCCGAUUUCCAAGUUGCUGAACUGAUCCCUGGAAAAAGAGAAACUAUCUGGCUUCCACCUCUAAACAAAGUAGAACUCUCUGAUUGUGAAACUGAGCAGCAUAGAAUUUUAAGUAAUUUAAUUAUGAAAACUUUUUUUUUUUUUUAUUCUUGACGAAAAAAGCUGGAAAAUAGUCGUAGCACCAGUUUAAACUUUAUAGUAUACUUUUGGUUUCCGGAGCGUGUUUGUGUGGACUGUGUCCUUACCAAGUCUGACUAUGUGUGUGCCCGGAGUUGGCCGGCUGGGGACACAGGCCCCACUGAUGUCUAGGGAUGGGCUGGUGGUGGCACAGAGUUGGGGGGAGUUGAGACCCCCCCCCCAAAGCUGUGCUCAGCCUGGGGCGGGGCAGGGCUUCAAUCUCGCCACGCCACCACCUCCUCUACAAGGUGGAACCCCCCCCCCCACCUCGUGUCAGCUGGGAGAAGGACUUGCCCACCAGCAGCCAGUCCCAUUUCCCAGCUCUCCUCCAUCUGAAAAGGCCCCCAAACGGGCUGGCCUAUUAUGGGCCAUCUGUCACCCCUAUCGAAAGGGGUCUGGGUGGUGUCACCCUGUUAGGUGACUCAGAGCCUUAUAAACAGAGAGUCAUCUGAAAACCCAGUGUUAAGGCUGCAGAGGUGAGGCAGCUGAGGCGGGCAAGUGGAACCCUUCGAUGUCACAUCCCAGCAGAGCCAGGAACAAAGCCUGGCCUGCCCACCCCGGAGUGGGGCCGCUUUCCACUCCAGCGAAAUGCCUCUCUUUCCUUUUCUGUCUGUGUGGUGUUUCUUCAUUGUCAAAAUGCCUUCACUUCGCAUCUCAUUUGAUUACUGUGACCUUGUGAAGCACGCAGGACCAGUAUGCUUUCUUGUUAGAGAUGAGGAAGUAAAUUCCUCAAGGGGGACACAUCCCAGCCUCGCUCGGUGAGUGCAAGCUGCCGUGCCCGCAGUCGAGGAGGGGCCUCUGAUUAGACACGGCUCAUCCUCCUGGAGCAUCAGUUUUGGGGGAGGGAAGGUUUUCGUCUUUGCCCUCUUAAGAUUUGUGCAUCUGCCGGAGCAAAGUCGUCAGGCGUCAAGAUGUAGCUGAGCGCCCGCCCCUCCGGUGUGCGUGCUCACCACCCCCACCCGCACCCCGGGGGGCGCCCGGUGGCAGGUCUGAGAGGCUGGGCAAGGGCCGAGCGCUUGUUCAUUCCCCGUCUGACAUCUCACAGGUAGAAUUAGAAGUGGCCCAGCUUUCUUGAUUCUACCACACUGCUGUCCCUCCCACACAAGUGUCCAUCCCGUUUUGUUGGAACAGCCACUGGACUGGUUCCCUUCCCCCAAAUGGGUCACUUGUUUCCCCUGAGGAGCAAGAGACCCUGGCCUCCGUUCAGUCAGCUCCCUCAUGCGUACUUUUAUUAGGCAAUAGACUAGUUAAGAAAAUUGUUUCUAUGUACUGUAUAUUUUGUACCUGUUUACACUUCUAAUAUUGAUAUAACUGAUAUUUUGAAAAACAAAUGAAGAGGAAACAUCCUGUUAAAAUAAAACCUAACCAGCACCAAG